AAUAGCUUUAUUGCAGUUAUUGUUUGGGGACUGAUAAUACUAAACUGUCUACAUUGAAACCAGUGAAUGAAUGGUUAAAAAUGGCAUUAGAGGAGUUAUUUAAAACCCCCAUUGGGGAACAAGGGUCACUUGUGCUGCUACAACCCCUGGAGCAGGCAGCAGAGGGCAUUGGGAGCUGACCACUGAUUGGUCAGUCAGACAGAAAAGGGCGGUCCAAAUGAAUUAGUGAUACACACUAAAGGCAGAUAUCCUGCAGUGAUCAAACCAUGGGUGAUCUGACAGACCGGUGUUUGAAGUGAUUAUCAUGCUACGCAACAUAAAGGCUUACGCCCAGCUUUGGGCCUAAUGAAUUCACUUAGGGCCCUUUAGAAGACAUUUGUAGGGGACUGGAAAGUUCAGACACUUACUGAGAAGUCAGCAGAAGAACAGGAUAGCAGCAGUAGACCUGGAUCCCUAAAGCUGACCUGCUGCUACACCAAAACAAGCCAAUCUGAAGAUUAUCUGCUCUUCUGAGAAUGCCACACUUAAGUGACUGCAGUUACUACAUGAUGCUGGACGCAACCAGAGCUUCAAAUGUACACAGCCACCUGGAGAACUCCAAGUUCCACCUCCACCAGACCCAGAAUCAGCAGGUCAAGCAGUACCUGACACUGGGCUCCAAGCUGGCCUCUUCGGCCGGGCAGGGCCACACCAUUCCGCAUCCACACACCCCUGGCCAGCUGGCCACCGUGCCGGUCAUGAGGAACGGACACAUGCCCUCUGUCAGCGACAGCAGUAACCCCAACAGCCCCGUUACCCUGCUCACUAUGGCCAAUCACGACAGCGAGUUUCCAAUGGAUGAAGUUAUUGAUGACCUAAUUAGUCUUGAAUCCGGUUUCAAUGAUGGAGGCUUGGAUUGCAUGGAGCCUAACAUGAUAAUGCAAAGCAAUGUGUCCCUCAGUGGCAGCAUGCUGGACGUCUAUGGGGGCGAACAAGGUAUGAACGCCCCUAAUGGUGGAAUGAGUCCCACAUCUAACCCCACAAAGCUCACUGUAAAAAGGGAAUACACAGAACACGACACAAGGGUGAUGGCCAAAGAGAGACAGAAAAAGGACAACCAUAAUUUGAUUGAAAGAAGGCGAAGAUACAACAUCAACUACAGGAUUAAGGAACUGGGGACACUAAUACCAAAGUCAAAUGACCCUGACAUGCGCUGGAACAAAGGCACUAUCCUGAAGGCCUCGGUGGAGUACAUAAGGUGGCUGCAGAAGGAGCAGCAGCACGCUCGGGAGCUGGAGAGCCGUCAGAAGAAGCUGGAGCAAGCAAAUAGGAGACUGCUUCUGAGGAUCCAGGAGCUUGAGAUCCAGGCACGAGCACAUGGCAUCCCAAACAUGGCUACAGCCUUGGGGACAACUGAACUAUCCACCCAUCUCCUCAAACAACAACAACAGCAGCAGCAGCAGCAGUCAUCUCCCCAGACCCAGCAACCCCAGCAGCCGCCCCUCUACCAAGAGGAUCCCAACAGCGACUACCUGCAAAGGAUAGCCGUGGUGGCCGGUGUGCCGUCCAUCCCCACUGCCAGCGGGCCGCAGGACCACAUUGGUGCAGACGGCUGCACCACAUUCUCCGACCCGCUGUCCCACUUCACAGACUUCUUCAGCGCUACCCUCAAGGAGGAGCAUCGGCUGGACGAAAUUCUGAUGGAUGACCCACUAUCGCCCUUUGGCACCGACCCCCUCCUCUCAGCCAGCUCACCUGGAGCCGCAUCCAAGGACAGCAGCCGCAGGAGCAGCUUCAGCUCUGCUGAGGGUGACGACCUAUAAGGAUGCCCUCUUCAGCUACACACUCUUGUUAUCUCCUCAUGACAAUACAGUUGAAAACCCCACUGGUAAAGGACAUACACAGAGCCUUUGAAAGACUGAUGGCGCAACUUGCAGGGUUGCAAAUAAUUUAAAUGACUUACACACCUGACAGUGCCCCCUCAAAGUGCCACCUGUACAUAGAGUGUGGAGUUUGAUCAGGUGGGUGUUCGAGCUGGAAUGGCCCAAAAGCUUGCAUUCUCCAGAGCUCAGCGGGAUCAGGAAGAGCUCGUGGACCUCCUGCUUCUCCACCUGCUCUUUUUCACUUUUCUAUAGACAAUCAAUAUGUUUUGCGGCCUCCCGGACAGAGCAGAAACAGACCUGCAAGAAAAAGGGAGACAUUUAUCAGCGUUUAAGUACAUUAUGUAUAUGACCACUGUUGUUCU
Molecule: messenger RNA, 2224 nt
Organism: Micropterus dolomieu (smallmouth bass)
Lineage: Eukaryota; Metazoa; Chordata; Actinopteri; Centrarchiformes; Centrarchidae
Gene: tfec
Product: transcription factor EC
Exons: 8
Coding region: 516-1802 (428 amino acids)
Biological process (GO): regulation of transcription by RNA polymerase II
Cellular component (GO): nucleus
Molecular function (GO): RNA polymerase II cis-regulatory region sequence-specific DNA binding; protein dimerization activity; DNA-binding transcription factor activity, RNA polymerase II-specific
Source: RefSeq, a predicted model, not a curated record